AUGAAAGUUGCUGAGGAUCAAGUUGUUGAGGAUGAUACAGGUUUCCAGGAUGACGAGGAGUCGUUUUUUCAAGACAUUGACCUCCUACAGAAACAUGGGAUCAACAUGGCGGACAUUAAGAAGCUGAAGUCGGUGGGAAUCUGCACCGUUAAAGGGAUCCAGAUGACGACGCGCAAAGCUCUGUGCAACAUCAAGGGCCUGUCGGAGGCCAAGGUGGAGAAAAUCAAGGAGGCGGCAGGAAAGAUGCUGAAUGUUGGAUUCCAGACGGCCUUCGAGUACAGCGCCAGGAGGAAGCAGGUUUUCCAUGUGACGACGGGCAGCCAGGAGUUCGAUAAGCUGCUGGGAGGAGGGAUUGAGAGCAUGGCCAUCACUGAGGCCUUCGGAGAGUUUCGGACGGGAAAAACGCAGCUUUCUCACACACUCUGUGUCACGGCCCAGCUGCCAGGAGAAGACGGAUACUCCGGUGGAAAAGUCAUCUUCAUCGAUACGGAGAACACCUUCCGCCCAGACCGGCUGCGAGACAUCGCGGACCGGUUCAACGUGGAUCAUGACGCCGUGCUGGACAACGUGCUUUAUGCCCGCGCCUACACCAGCGAACACCAGAUGGAGCUGCUGGACUUUGUAGCAGCAAAGUUUCAUGAAGAAGGCGGCGUGUUCAAGCUGCUGAUCAUCGACUCCAUCAUGGCUCUGUUCAGGGUGGACUUCUCCGGCCGCGGGGAGCUGGCCGAGCGGCAGCAGAAGCUGGCCCAGAUGCUCUCCAGGCUGCAGAAGAUCUCAGAAGAGUACAACGUCGGCGUGUUCGUUACCAACCAGAUGACGGCGGAUCCUGGAGCAGGAAUGACAUUUCAAGCCGACCCCAAGAAGCCGAUCGGCGGCCACAUCCUGGCCCACGCCUCCACCACGCGCAUCAGCCUGAGGAAGGGCCGCGGCGAGAUGAGGAUCGCCAAGAUAUUCGACAGCCCUGAUAUGCCUGAGAAUGAAGCCACGUUCGCCAUCUCUGGAGGAGGAGUUACUGACGCCAAAGAGUGAAGCAUCUGAUUAAUAUUUAUUAUCUUUUUUUAUUAUUUUAACCUCUAUUUAUUGGAUUCACAUCCAUAUAUUCAUUAAAAGUUGUUCAGUUGAUGUUGUACUGCAGUAAUUUUACUAACUGUUAUAUGUAUGCACUCAGUUGUGAUGUUUCACUUCACUGAAAGUUCAAUUAAAUAAUAAAAUGAGUUCAAUCUGGGAGUUUGAUCACUUUUAUUUGGAUUAAUAACCAGAAACGUCAGAACAAAUUAGUUACUUUCACAAGUAUGGAUGGAAAAACAUCAAACACUAUUACCAUUAUGGAAGGUGUAUUACUAUGCAUACAUAAAAUAAAUUAACAUGUUUUUCUUUCCUUUCUGAAGUUAAAUUAGACCGAAAUUCUCGUGU
This is a messenger RNA of Xiphophorus maculatus (southern platyfish), 1413 nucleotides long. It is a transcript of the gene dmc1, whose product is annotated as DNA meiotic recombinase 1. The record is from RefSeq and is a predicted model, not a curated record. Gene Ontology annotation, cellular component: nucleus; condensed nuclear chromosome. Lineage: Eukaryota; Metazoa; Chordata; Actinopteri; Cyprinodontiformes; Poeciliidae. The transcript is spliced from 13 exons. The coding region runs from base 1 to 1029 and encodes 342 amino acids. Gene Ontology annotation, molecular function: single-stranded DNA binding; ATP binding; double-stranded DNA binding. Gene Ontology annotation, biological process: DNA recombinase assembly; DNA strand invasion; chromosome organization involved in meiotic cell cycle.